This is a messenger RNA of Cicer arietinum (chickpea), 1522 nucleotides long. RefSeq names its product manganese-dependent ADP-ribose/CDP-alcohol diphosphatase-like. Lineage: Eukaryota; Viridiplantae; Streptophyta; Magnoliopsida; Fabales; Fabaceae. The record is from RefSeq and is a predicted model, not a curated record. Gene Ontology annotation, molecular function: CDP-glycerol diphosphatase activity; ADP-ribose diphosphatase activity; manganese ion binding.
AAAUCGAAAGCAGACGGUGCAGUGCAAUUCCAGUAAAGGGGUCUGUUUGGUUGGUUGGUUUAGUGAGUUGCAAUGUCAAUUAUGAACGUGCUCACCAUCUAGUUUAGGAGGACAGGUGGCAGUCCCUUGUUUCACAAUUUGGAAAGGACAAUUUUAGACCUUUGCAUUACAUUAACGUACGAAUUCCAAAAACACAUUCGAGUCUCUUCUUCUGUUUCCACAGAGUUGGGACUUCCGAUCUUCCGAAAACCUCUUUACCUAAUAUCACUGCAUUGCCAUUCUACGUCAUUCUUUUACUCCAUUCAAUUCAAUUCAAUUCCAUUGCAUCAUCACAAGUGAGGUGCUUGUGAAGAUCAUAGAUAGAUACAGCAUGGGUUCUGAAAAUGUGCUAGAAAAUGCACAUGAUAAACAACCUCUAUUUUCAUUUGGAUUAAUAUCUGAUGUGCAGUAUAGUGAUAUUCCUGAUGGACGUUCAUUCCUUGGUGUUCCUCGUUACUAUAGGCAUAGCAUUCUUGUGUUACAAAGAGCAGUUCAAAAUUGGAAUAAUCAUCAAAAACAUAAGUUUGUGAUCAAUUUUGGUGAUAUUGUUGAUGGGUUUUGUCAGAAAGACAAGUCUUUUAACACAGUAAAGAAAGUUGUGGAUGAAUUUGAAAAAUUCAAUGGAAAAGUAUAUCAUUUAAUUGGCAAUCAUUGUUUAUACAAUCUUCCUCGCAGCAAGUUACUUCCUUUGUUGAAGAUUCAUAGUCUUGAAGGCCAUGCUUACUAUGAUUUUUCGCCCGUGCCCAAAUAUAGAUUCGUAGUUCUUGAUGGUUAUGAUAUAAGUGCAAUUGGUUGGCCUCAAGAUCAUCCAAGAACAUUGGAAGCUAUGAAGUUUCUUAAGGAGAAGAAUCCAAAUGAAGAUAAGAAUAGUCCAUUUGGUUUAAUUGGACUUGAAAGAAGGUUUCUUAUGUUCAAUGGAGGUGUUGGGAAGGAACAAAUGGAAUGGUUGAAUAAUGUUCUUAAGGAAGCAACAAAAUUGAAACAGAAUGUAGUGGUUUCUUGUCAUUUGUCUCUAUAUCCUGGUGCAUCAUCCAAGGAAGCAUUGUUGUGGAAUUAUGAUGAAGUGAUGAAUUUGAUACAUAAAUAUAAUUGUGUGAAGGUUUGUUUUUCUGGACAUGAUCACAAAGGUGGAUACUCCAUUGAUUCACAUGGUAUACACCAUAGAGUUCUUGAAGCUGCUUUGGAGUGUCCUCCUGGAACAGAUGCAUUUGGAUAUGUUGAGGCUUAUGAUGACAGAAUAUCACUUUAUGGUACGGACAGAAUGAAGAGUACAGACAUGUAUUUUGAUCCUAAAGUAAAGGGUAUUUGUAAUCAUUAGAUGUGUUAUUUUUUUUUUUGUCAGACACCUAUUGGUUUAUUGAUACUAUGAGAAUAUUUUGUGAUCUUCAUUCAAGUCCUACCCAAUGGAAUUUUUUUAUGUAGUGGAAGUUGGAAUUUCAUAAAUAUGCAACAAGCAUUUACUUUGUGAGUGGAUUCUCAUAUA